AUGGAAGGCACGGCGGGCGAGGCGCGUGUGCAGUGUCCCGUGUGCCUGCGCGAGCUGCCGGGCGCCGACAUCAACGCGCACCUGGACCGCUGCCUGCAGGGCGGCGCCGAGGCGGAUGGCGACGGCCGGGCCGAGGCGGAGCGGGGCUCGCCGCCGCCCUGCAGCAGCAGYAUCGCGCAGCAGCUGGCGGGGAAGCCGCUGGCCGACAAGCUGCGGCCGGACACGCUGGGCGACUAUGUGGGCCAGGAGCGGGUGCUGGGCGCGCAGAGCCUGCUCCGCCCGCUGCUCGAGGCGCACGAGGUGCCCUCGCUUAUCCUGUGGGGGCCGCCGGGCUGCGGCAAGACUACCCUGGCACAUAUCAUAGCCAGCAGCAGCAGAAAGAACGGCACGAGGUUUGUGACACUCUCAGCCACCAGUGCCAAAACAAAUGAUGUUCGAGAUGUCAUCAGCCAAGCCCAAAAUGAAAAAAGACUGUUCAAGAGAAAAACCAUCCUCUUUAUUGACGAGAUCCACCGUUUCAAUAAAGCUCAGCAGGACACUUUCCUUCCUCACGUCGAAUGUGGAACAGUGACGCUGAUCGGAGCAACCACAGAAAACCCUUCCUUCCAAGUGAAUUCUGCCCUUCUGAGCCGGUGCCGGGUUAUUGUCCUGGAGAAGCUCUCGGUGGAGGCGAUGGAAGUGAUCCUGAUGCGGGCAGUGAGGUCCUUAGGGAUCCGGGUUUUGGGCCAAGGCGAACAGCACAGCAGCUCCGCGACUGGCAGCCCCAGCGAGGGCUCAGAAUUCCCUGUGUACAUAGAGGAGAAAGCCCUAAGCACCCUGGCCUACCUCUGUGAUGGUGAUGCGAGGACUGGAUUGAAUGGCCUUCAGUUAGCAGUGCAAGCCAGAUUAGCAGCAGGGGUUGCCACAGGUUCUUCUACAGAUGGAGCUCUGAUAACAGAAGAGCACGUGAAGGAAGGACUGCAACGGUCUCAUAUCCUCUAUGACCGAGCAGGAGAGGAACAUUACAACUGCAUCUCUGCCCUGCACAAGUCUAUGAGAGGUUCAGAUGAAAACGCUUCUCUUUACUGGCUUGCCCGAAUGCUUGAAGGUGGUGAGGAUCCACUCUAUGUGGCAAGGAGGCUGGUGAGAUUUGCAAGUGAAGAUAUUGGACUGGCAGAUCCUUUGGCUUUAACUCAAGCAGUUGCUGCUUAUCAAGGUUGUCACUUUAUUGGCAUGCCAGAAUGUGAGGUCAUUCUAGCACAAUGUGUGGUCUAUUUUGCCAGAGCACCSAAGUCCAUAGAGGUGUACAGGGCAUACAGCAAUGUCAAAGAAUGCCUGCGGAUGCACACGGGYCCCCUCCCGCCUGUUCCCCUGCACCUGAGAAACGCCCCCACAAGGCUCAUGAAGAACUUGGGCUAUGGGAAGGGCUAUAAAUACAACCCCAUGUACAAGGAACCCGUAGAGCAGGACUAUCUGCCAGAGGAGCUGAAAGGAGUGAACUUCUUCAAGGAACAAAAAACAUGAUAGCCUUGGUCUGAGUGCUGCUUCAUUUUUGAUGCUUGUUUGUACUGAGAUGAAAAUUCACCUUCUGUAUCAGCCGUGGAUCUCUGGGGUUGAAAGUACUAAACCGCUGAGCCUUUGAGACCCUGUGUUGUCCUUUUGGUUGUACUACUGCUGCUGUCAACUGUUUUAUAAAUAAUUCCAGCUAUGCAAUGCAGAAAUGCUGAAGUCAGCUUUAUCAACGUAGUAGUGUCGGCCACCCUCUAGUUCAGAUAAACUGGAGAAAAUAUAUACGUGGCUUUUAUUUCUGGCUUUUCCUAUGAGACAAGGAUUACUGUCUUCU
Nothoprocta perdicaria is the source of this 1822-nucleotide messenger RNA. It is a transcript of the gene WRNIP1, whose product is annotated as Werner helicase interacting protein 1. Gene Ontology annotation, biological process: DNA repair; DNA-templated DNA replication; regulation of DNA repair. The record is from RefSeq and is a predicted model, not a curated record. NCBI's taxonomy places the organism in Eukaryota, Metazoa, Chordata, Aves, Tinamiformes, Tinamidae. The transcript is spliced from 8 exons. Gene Ontology annotation, molecular function: ATP hydrolysis activity; single-stranded DNA helicase activity; enzyme activator activity. Bases 1 to 1503 code for a protein of 500 amino acids. Gene Ontology annotation, cellular component: nucleus.